UUACCCAGCAAGAAGACUCUUGAAAGAGCGCGCUUUGAUAAGGCAAUAGAUAAGAAAGAAAGGGAAAUCAGAGGAGGUGGAGGUGAAGGUGGAUGAUUGAGAAGAUAAGUCUUUCUUUUUCUUUUCUCUCUUCCCGGGAUUGGAACCUUGACAACCAGUGUCAAUAAUCAUCUUCGAGUAUUUCGAUAUAUAAAUGGAUUCGUUGCCUUCCGUCCAUAACUUGAGUUGAGCUACCAAACAAAGUAACAUUGUGCUAACAUUUACCAUUAACUCUUCCUUUACUUUUGCCUUUGUGUUUAUCAAUUUUAACAAAUUCACUUAUUAAUCAUCAUCAUGAAGCUAUUCAUAUUUACUAUUUGUGUUGCUGGUUUUGCAGCGGUUGUACUCACUGCACCAACCGACCAUUCCCAUACCCACAGUCAUGCCGAAUCAACCAAUGAAACUGCUCAUUCUGCCGGUCAUGCACAUUCCCAUGAACACCAUAAUCACACCGAUGAAGGAUCCCAUUCUGGCCAUCAUGAAAUUAGUUUCCACCAUGGCCAUGAUCACGGCCAUGAUCAUCAUCAUCAUAAUUCACAUGCUAAUCAUUCUCAUGAGAGUGAUCAUUACGAAAAUGAUGGACACACUGCACACAAGCCUGGUGAUAAUGUUCACUCUCUUGAUCUUCACAUCAAAUGUCAUGGAGAGUACUCACCAUCUACUGCAUGUGCCAAUGGAACCAAUUCAUCUGAUAUUUUCUGGUUUGACAUGACUCGAAAUGUUUGCAACAAAUACGAAGUUGGUAAGUGCCCAUCAGCUGGAAGUAAAAACGUAUUCUCCUGCAUGGAUGAUUGUUUGAAAUGUAUCACUGAUGGUAACGCCAUUCAAGGAGCAGAACCUACUAUAGCUGUCCGAGCUGCACCUGCAACUGUUUCUGCAAGCACACCAAGCACACCUGCAACAUUAGCUCCAAGCACUGCUAAAGCAGUUAAACCAAGCUCAACUACUAGCGCCCCAAGUUCAACAACCACUGCUGCUGCUGCAAGUACAACUGCUGCCGCUAGUACAGCCGCCGCUUCAGUUGCUACUUCUGCCGCUACUACUGCCUAAAUUGAUUAGCAAUCUUCAUCUUCAAUUGUAGGUUUUGGUUCUAGUUUCGAAUGUAAUUUAACGCAUUCAAAAUAACGUUCCUUUUCAUGUCAGCUAUAAUUUAUUUUCCAAAAGUUCUGACUUUUCCCCAUCAUUAAUCUGUAAUAGAUCAACACAUUCAAGCAUGCUCUGAAAAAAGUUUAUCAAUAAAUUUUGAAAAUUAAAAAUUUUCGCCAAAAACUAAA
Tetranychus urticae (two-spotted spider mite) is the source of this 1313-nucleotide messenger RNA. RefSeq lists its product as uncharacterized. The record is from RefSeq and is a predicted model, not a curated record. Lineage: Eukaryota; Metazoa; Arthropoda; Arachnida; Trombidiformes; Tetranychidae.